Molecule: messenger RNA, 1219 nt
Organism: Mauremys mutica (yellowpond turtle)
Lineage: Eukaryota; Metazoa; Chordata; Testudines; Geoemydidae
Gene: RIT1
Product: Ras like without CAAX 1
Exons: 6
Coding region: 188-835 (215 amino acids)
Biological process (GO): Ras protein signal transduction
Cellular component (GO): plasma membrane
Molecular function (GO): calmodulin binding; GTPase activity; GDP binding
Source: RefSeq, a predicted model, not a curated record
CGCUCGGCCUAAGGCCGCAGAGCCGCUGCCGCAGCCAUUUUGGUUUGCUCUGAGAAGGGGCUGAAACGGUGGUGGGCUGGUGGGGUCCUGCUCUCCACGGGCCCUGUCAGUGCGGACGGGAGGAUGCGACGCGAAGAAGUCCGGAGUCCCUGACACGGCGGCAGCGUUUUCCUUGGCCCCGGGGGAGAUGGACUCUGGAGCCCGCCAGGGCGGUGGCGCCUUAGGACAAUCCCGCGAGUAUAAACUGGUGAUGCUGGGAGCUGGCGGCGUGGGCAAGAGCGCUAUGACCAUGCAGUUCAUCAGCCACCGGUUCCCAGAAGACCAUGAUCCUACCAUUGAGGAUGCUUAUAAAAUACGAAUACGGAUUGAUGAUGAACCUGCAAAUUUGGACAUUUUGGACACAGCGGGACAGGCAGAGUUUACAGCUAUGCGGGACCAGUACAUGAGGGCGGGUGAGGGAUUUAUCAUCUGUUAUUCAAUCACGGACCGACGCAGUUUUCAUGAAGUGCGUGAGUUCAAACAGCUCAUCUACCGAGUUCGGCGCACGGAUGACACUCCUGUGGUUCUUGUGGGGAACAAAUCUGAUCUGACACUGCUCCGACAGGUCUCCAAAGAAGAAGGCUCAGCUUUAGCACGAGAAUUCAGCUGCCCUUUUUUUGAAACUUCAGCCGCAUUCCGCUAUUAUAUCGAUGAUGUAUUUCAUGCUCUUGUGCGAGAAAUCCGUAGGAAAGAGAAGGAAGCAAUAAUGGCCAUGGAAAAAAAAUCCAAACCCAAAAGCAGCGUAUGGAAAAGACUGAAGUCACCAUUCCGAAAGAAGAAAGAUUCAGUGACCUGAAGGGGAGGGAUGUAUCUGUCAAACUGUGAACUGGAAUAUGUAAUCAAAGCAGUCCAGUGACCUACAUUUUUGAGCAUUAUGCUUUCCUCUCUAUUUUUUGACUAUUUUAAAAGGAAAUCUAACUAUUGGGAGUUUUGUGAGGGGCUGCGAUUUACGUUGUUGUUUAAAGUAAUCUUUCCCCCCCAAUUUCAGAACGUUUGGUCUAUGACACAGCAGUGGGUUUUACUUUUGUUUACUGUCAGUUUCUGACUUGGAUCCAGCAAAUGUCACUGACGUAGUUGGUUGCAAAUGCUGUUACGUAUGUUCCUGCACUUUUAAAUGUUUGUCUUAAGGGAUCUCAGCAUAAUGAAAACCGAACUAUGUAGAAUGUCUUUGAACUUUUAC